GUUCUGUUCCGCAUUGGCUCAUCUCAAACUCACUUUUCACCUUCCUUUUUACAGAACACUUCACACUCUAAACCCCCCCUUCUCUCCCACACACACACACACAAUUCCUUUCUUCUUUCUACACGUCUCCUCUCUCUCUCUCUCUCACACUCACACUCACACUCACACAAUUCCUUUCUUCCUUGUACUACGUACAAACAUCUCUACAUUCUCUUUCAUCUAAUUUCUGUACUUGUCUAUACCUUUUACUCCACUCUCUCUCUCUCUCUGCAACUAACUCCCAGUAGAAAUGCCGAUCAGAAGCAAAGAAUCGACACCUCCACCCACGAUCGGCAAGAUCGGACCUUACACAGUCUUCGUCACUCCUCCCUCCACUCCCACCCCCAAACCCUCCGUACCCCACUCCGAUUCUCCGACGAAGAAGGUCCCAUCUCCGCCGCUUCAGCCCCGGACGCCGCCGCUUCAGGCUCCGCUGCCUCCGGUUCAGGCUCCCCCGCAGCAAUUUCAGAAGCCAGCUCCGUCAGACGGCUCGGCCUUUGGAUUCUUCUGGAGCGCAGUCGCCAAAGUCCAGAACGCUCAUUCAAGUUUGGAUGAGUACGUGGCGCAUUGGUUUGGGUUAAAUCAAUCAAAGUACCAGUGGGCUUUAAAUGAUUAUUAUGAAAGCAAAGGAGUGGAUCAGGUAGAUGCAAAAGCAAAAGAUAUAUCUAGCAAAGUACAAACCGUGUAACAUGCAUGUUGGCCAGGAAUUUUGUCAAGGUCACCUGCAGUCUUUCCUUUGGGUACUUCAUCUAUAUGCCUCAACGCUAAAUAAAUGAAGCGCCUAUUGAUCCAUGAAGGGACCUUUCUCUUUACAAAGUAUGUUGUAUCAUCUAAUAGUCUUCUUGUGUUUUUAGGCUAUGGGUCUUGUAACCAGUUGAAGCUAGCUUCUUUUUGUCCAGUCCUAUCUAUUUCAGCUAAGCUUUGUUCAUGUCUUUUGUUUGGCAAAGCCACCCCCUAUAGAUUAGUAUCAUUACCCGAGUGAUGUACUUUUGAUCUUGAAUGCUUGAAGUACUGAUACCUUUAACUAUAUUUAAAGCAGUAAUUUGCUACCA
Rhododendron vialii is the source of this 1091-nucleotide messenger RNA. RefSeq names its product proline-rich receptor-like protein kinase PERK8. Bases 290 to 727 code for a protein of 145 amino acids. The record is from RefSeq and is a predicted model, not a curated record. The transcript has 4 exons. Lineage: Eukaryota; Viridiplantae; Streptophyta; Magnoliopsida; Ericales; Ericaceae.